Molecule: messenger RNA, 2779 nt
Organism: Melanotaenia boesemani (Boeseman's rainbowfish)
Lineage: Eukaryota; Metazoa; Chordata; Actinopteri; Atheriniformes; Melanotaeniidae
Gene: gp9
Product: glycoprotein IX (platelet)
Exons: 2
Coding region: 236-985 (249 amino acids)
Source: RefSeq, a predicted model, not a curated record
AGAUGGGUAUUCCUUAUGUCAUGUGUUAAGCAACUGCAGUGUUAUUGGUGACUUCCUCAUACUGACGCUGCUCUGUACAGACUGUGUGAUAACUCAGUUUACUUAACAUAUCUCUUACAAAUAAAAUGAGGUCACAGAACUUCAAAUAUUUCUGAAAGCUCAAACAAGAACUGUGGGAUUUUAAGAAUGACUGGCAUCACAAGAAGUAAGUAAAGGUUUGUUUUUCUAUUACAGGAUGCUGCUCUCCAGUUUAAGUUUAGCUGGCUUCUUCCUCCUGACCUCAUCCAGUGCUCACAGUAUUGAUAAGUCAUGCAUCUGCUUAGAACUCCGGCCUGCCGGGCUGCACGUCAACUGCAGCUCUUUAAACCUCAUGCAGCUGCCUCUUCUGCCUUCAUUGACCACAGAGCUCCAUUUGGAAGACAACCAGUUCACUUCUGUGUCUCCAGGCCUGUUUGAUAGAUUUUUUUUCCUGAAAAAAGUCUCCCUGUCUGGAAACCCCUUCCACUGUGACUGCAGGAUCCAGUACCUGAGAAACUGGUUGCUGAGAAACAAGGGUGUUGUUUCAGAGGAGCCUGUUUGUUCGAGUCCCAGCUCUGUGGCUCAGAAAGCCAUCUCUGAACUUCCAGAUGACUACUUCUCAACCUGCAAAUUAACAAGUUGUGCUUAUCUGACGUACACCACUGUGUUAGGGGUGAUGCUGUGCUGCCUCAUUCUGUUGCUUCUGUGGAACUUGAGACUUGCAAGAAGGUCCACUUUCAUUCUCUCCUUUCAUGAGAGACAUUCUGGAUUGGAGGCCUAUUCUUUGCAGUCACUUAAACCUAGACACAGAAGGAGGGUGUACACAGGACUGUCCGGAGUCAGUGAGGACUCGGAUUCUCUCACAUGGUCAGAGAAAUUAGAGAGGCCGCUUAUCAACAUGGAGCUACUGCCGCAAGUAUUAGAUGUGUUACACAAGAAGCACAACAUAAAGAUUAAGGCUACCUGAUAGAUUUAUUUGUUAAUUUCUGUAAUUACACACUACAAGUGACAAUUAAACAAAGAAGCUGAAACACAUGAGGAAAAUGGAUUUCUUCUUUUUUUCCCCUUGGUUAAUUUUUUUUUGUGAUUAAUUGCAGCUGUUAUGUUACCUGAAACUACAUUUAUCAGAUUCUUAUUUUUCAUAAUGGAGCCUAUCCACUAUCUAUACAGCUUUGUCUAUUUAGGGUAUAAUGGAGCGUAAUUUGAUGUUAGAAAAAAAAAAUAAAAAAUCAUUUUUUGAUACACCAGAAACUUUAAGUCUGCUGUUGCACACCGUGAAUUGUUCUGCACAAAUUCUCCUACAUUUGACUUGUUCAGAUUUUUAUUUUUGUUUAUUAAAUUUUUUUUACCUACAAAUGUGUUGGAAUUGACUGAAAUCUGUAUUUAAAAAAAAGUCUGCAAUUAUGUGGCUUGUUCUGUUUAACCUUUUAUGGUGAAUAUGGGUUUAAAUUAUGGACUUUAUGCAUACAGUAUCAAUAAGUUUAUCUUACAGGAAAGUAAAUUUUAGCAAACAAAUUAACAUAACCACAAUUAAAAUGUCUGUUUUUAAAACAUAUCUCUUGCAGCCACCUAAUACUUAAAGCCUGGACCCAUAUGGGUCUCUUUGCCUUUUAUUUCUUCCUCGCCACGUGCAAUGCAGCUCUGUAGGCUGACAUCAGGUGGUUAGCUGCUGGAUUGCUAUUGCAUCAUGUUUUGGAUUGCUGUCCAUCUGCGCUGUGAAGCCCCAUCUGAUCAGCUUUGCUGUGUUUGGACGAAUCUGAGCAGACAGUAUAUGCCUGCACACUUCAGAAUUUAUUCUGCUGCUUGAAUCUUCUGUGACCUGGUUCCAGUGGAAGCUACUUAUGCUUAUGUCACCAUGAUGCCUACAUGUGUAGCAGAUGAUGUUUUAUACUUCACAUUAUGGGUCUUUUCCAACCUUUUCUCUUCUAGACAUUCUGGUACAGACUGACCUUAGUCUCAUCUGUUCAAUGAUAUUUGUUUAUCCUUUUUUUUCUGUCUAAUCUGGCCUUUCUGUCCAUGCAAUGAGUAUUUUGCACCUUUUAGUGAACUUUCUUUAUUAGAAGUCUUUUCUUAGUGCUAUAUUUAGACCACCAAAUAUACCACAAAGAAGUACCUUCCAGUGCAUGGUGCACAAAGGCAGAAGGGAGUGCACCCACUUUUAUGACUCUUGAGAUUUGCAUUGCAUUUAGAUAUGUAUUUUACUCAUAUGGUUAAGGUAUAUAUACCCUGUUCUUCUUGGCCUCUGACUGGCUGUGCUUGUUGCCUUCAUUGAAUGGGUUGGUCAGGUUUAGGCAUAAGACACACUGAAUGGUUGAAGAUACAAGAAAGCCACAGGCAGAGUAGGAAGGGACACAUAUUUGCCUCUAGUCAAGCUAAUGUUCAUUUUAAACAAAUUGUACUCCUGUAGUAAAACAGUUUAGGUGUUAGGUGCACAAAAACCUAAUGUGGCAGAAUAUUCUCACCUCACCUUUAUAACAGGAUGUUCAUUCUUUUCUCCUUAUUGAUAGAUGAAUAAAUAUAUAAAAUAGCCUGUUCAGAAGCAAAAUCGAGAGUAUCACACCCUUGAUGGAGAAUGAACUCUUGAAUGAAUAACCUGAAAGUUUUCUUUUUAAGUAGAAAAGACCCUGAACUCAUCCACCUCUGUUGUCGUCCAUUUACAUUCAGGCUUUCUUUUAAUUUUCUGAACUCAUCUUUGCUCUUUCUGAAUGUACUGAACUGAAUAUUUGGCCAUUCCUUAAAGUUUGUGAACUUUCAGGAGCUG